AUGCGCGCGGCCGCUUCCCGGCACCUGUGGGAGCCGCGGCCCGGCCUCUCCGAGCACCUGCGAGCGCGAGCUGCUCCUCCGACCCGCAGCGGGGCGUGGGCGGCAGAGGGGGCCGUGGACAGGCCUCUCCGCCUCUCCAGGCCGCGCGGAGCCAGCGCUCCAGCUCCAGGCUGCGAGGGGCGCGCGCAGCGCGCGGGGAGGGGGGCGGGCGCGUGCACACGGGGCGUUCUCGGGCGCGCGCCCCCUGGCCGGGUCUGCGGAGGGGCUGCGGGUUCCCCCGGGCUUCCCUGCCCCGCGCCUGCCCGCCGGGCGCUUCUCCCCCUCCAGGACCGCGGCCCACGCCUCCACCCGAGCCCGAGCCCGCGUCCACGCGCGGGGGCCGCUUCCUGCGAGGAGGAGGGGACAGGUGUCCGCGGGCGCAAACAGCGGAGUUUCGUGCGCGUAUUUUUUGGUAAAAGUAGAGGCGAUGCGUUGUUGACAUAUUUAGUGGUUAAAAACCUAUUGCCAAAUUCUCAACAGAUUCCAGAAUUUUUUAAAGUUCACAACACAAGAGUGGACGAAAUGUCGGAGGUUUUCCUCAUAUCCAGAAAUGUGGCCUCUGCCUCCCACUCGGGCCCUGCGGUGCAGACGGGUUCAGGGCGGCGAGGACUGAGCCAGGAGCGCCGAGAGUUCCAGCUGCUCCCAGGCUGGGUUCUAAUUAACGCUGGACCCCUGCUGUCUUUGCCAGUUCCAUGCUGUAUACACAUAAUGAGCCGUUACGACUCCAGCACCAAAGCUAACGCCCCGGGAACAUCUUUAAAACCUUUUUCACUCAGUUGCCAAGAAGAGUAGUACCUGCUGUCAGUACUUGAAUUACAGGAGGCUGAAACUCAGCGAGCUACUGGGAUUUUUUGAAAAUUGAAAACUUCUGUUAACUAUAGCAGAAACAGACCUUUUUGGUGGGGGCUAAAAUAAUUCCCAUGCUGCUCCGUUUUUAUUUUGUUCCGUUUACUCCAAAAAUGUUCCAAACUCUACUGUGAUCUUCUUAGUGCAUCUCUACCUCCUUUUGGCUGCAGAAUAAUACUUCUUUUUCUCUCUUUUUUUUUUUUUUUUUUUUAGAGAUGGAGUCUCACUCUGUCGCCCAGGCUGGAAUGCAGUGGUGCAAUCUCGGCUCACUGCGAUCUCUGCGUCCUGGGUUCAAACAAUUCUCCUGCCUCAGCCUCCCAAGUAGCUGUGACUUACAGGCGUGCACCACCACACCCAGCUAAAUUUUGUAUUUUUAGUAGAGACAGGGUUUCACUGUACAUUGGCCGGGCUGAUCUCGAUCUCCUGACCUCAAGUGAUCCACCUGUCUUGGCCUCCCAAAGUGCUGGGAUUACAGGCAUGAGCCACCGCGCCUGGCCUAACUACCCCCAUUCUUUUCCAGAGAAACGUGAGCAGGCCAAACAAAGCCUCACCUGGCUAUCCCGCCACCCUGGGGUUGGGCCUGCAAAGGCCCGGGAGGUCACCUAAGACACGGUGUUCUGAACAUGCAAGCCCCACAGCAUCUUGUCUACCAUCGUGCCAGCGUCCAGAGACCUGGGAAUAGGUCAUACCCCCCACUGCAUUUUACAAGCUUGGCAUACAUUAGGUUCUCAAUAAAUACUGAAUUAAUGAAAAAAAUUGCUGAAGUAACUUAAAACAUCCAUCCAAACCCCACACCAUCUAGUAGAUAAGUAGUCUGUGGGGAGUCCCAUAUUUUUCUUACUUUAGAUAUUUAUUUUGGAAAUGGACUGUAAGCCCAACAUGGUCAAUGAAACUUGCAGAGGAACAUUUCAUGCCUUUAAUUAGUUCUUCGUAACUACAGGGACCUCUGGAGUUCCUGAAAUUGAGCUGGGUUGUAAUACUGUCAAGAAGAAGGAGGACCUAUCUUAAAUCUAUUUCAAGGGUAAUACUAUUUUACUAUGUAAAUUUUCCCCUGGUCAGGGACAGCCUGAUCCUGCAUGGUAGACUCGAAGCAUGCAAAUAUUUCAACAUGCAAAACCGCCCUAAAAAUAUAAGCGAAGCUUAUGGAGUUGUCCAGGGUACAGUGGUUUACUGGCCCCUGAAUGCGGGACUCCAUCAAACUGGGUUCCAGGCUGGGAGGUCUCUGAACCCAAUUUGUAGACAGCCCGCUUUGGAGUUCAACCGAUGGGACCUUAGACACCAGCCUCACCCUCUGCAAGUCUUGUGAUUUGGAGCCAGAUACUUGGCCUCUCUGUGCUCCAGGGAGACACCAUUGCACCUACCUGAGAGGACUGAAGGAGACGAUCCGUGCAACUCACUCAGGAUACUGGAUCUUAAGCCAACGGGUGGACUUACAUUCGUCACCUCUGAUUCUGUCGCCUCCUGCGCGGUGACUUAGCAAACACUUCUUACUCUCCAGCUCUGCUUCUUACUCUCCAGCUCUGCUGCCCUGUUCCAGUGCUGACACCAGACAACAGAUAAUUUCCCAAAUGCUUGUAUUAGCCCUUAGGAGUUCAUGUGUUCCUCCCCCAACCAAUAAAGCUGUUAAAUCCCAAUAACUGUCAGGAAUGGAGCCAAUUGCUAUAAAGUACUUCCAGCUUCUUGGCAUGAAAAAAUAAUUAGAAUAUAUGUGUUGGCUUUGAAACAACACUCACUGGUUCAGUAAAAAAUUCUCUGCAUAUUGUGCAAAAGUCGUCUUGGCCUUGGCACUCCCUUAGGUGAACCUUACCCGGCCCUGGCACUCCCUUAGAUGAACCUUACCCGGCCCUGGCACUCCCUUAGGUGAACCUUACCCGGCCCUGGCACUCCCUUAGGUGAACCUUACCUACCUCAGUGCUCCCUC
This is a messenger RNA of Gorilla gorilla gorilla (western lowland gorilla), 2806 nucleotides long. RefSeq lists its product as uncharacterized. The transcript has 2 exons. The record is from RefSeq and is a predicted model, not a curated record. Bases 1 to 831 code for a protein of 276 amino acids. Lineage: Eukaryota; Metazoa; Chordata; Mammalia; Primates; Hominidae.